Neofelis nebulosa (Clouded leopard) is the source of this 1940-nucleotide messenger RNA. RefSeq names its product cytosolic iron-sulfur assembly component 2A (gene CIAO2A). The record is from RefSeq and is a predicted model, not a curated record. The transcript has 6 exons. Lineage: Eukaryota; Metazoa; Chordata; Mammalia; Carnivora; Felidae. Bases 144 to 626 code for a protein of 160 amino acids.
GGGUCCCGCCUAUUUUCUGCUCCGCUGGAGCUUUAGGCUCGUCUUGGCCCAUUUGAAGACCAGGAAGUUGAUAAAUCGCGAGGCCCGCUGCUGAGAGACGGUGGCUCGGGUGGAACAAUCGCCAGGGAUGGCGGAGCGUAAGGAUGGAGCGGGUGUCCGGGCUGCUUUCCUGGACGCGGAGCAGAGUCCUGUGGCUCUCCGGCCUCUUUGAGCGGGGAGCUGCCCGGCAGCCCCGGAUCAUGGAAGAGAAAGCGCUAGAGGUUUAUGAUUUGAUUCGAACCAUCCGGGACCCAGAGAAGCCCAAUACCUUAGAAGAACUGGAAGUGGUAACCGAAAGUAGUGUGGAGGUUCAGGAGGUAAACGAAGAAGACUAUUUGGUUAUUAUCAGGUUCACGCCAACAGUACCUCACUGCUCUUUGGCAACCCUUAUCGGGCUGUGCUUAAGAGUAAAACUUCAGCGGUGUUUACCGUUUAAACAUAAGUUGGAAAUCUACAUUUCGGAAGGAACCCACUCAACGGAGGAAGACAUCAACAAGCAGAUAAAUGACAAAGAGCGAGUGGCAGCUGCAAUGGAAAACCCCAAUUUACGGGAAAUCGUGGAACAGUGUGUCCUUGAACCUGACUGAUUGCUGUUUUAAGAGCCACUUAACUUUGUUUGAGGGAGACAGAAUCCCAAGCAUGCUCCACGAUAUCAGCACAGAGCCUGAUGUGAGACUUGAACCCACAAAUUGCGAGAUCAUGACCUGAGCCGAAGUCGGACACUUAACUGUUGGAACCACCCAGGCACUCCUGGCUAUCUGCUUCUGAAAGAUAUGGCUGGUGUCAUCAGAGGGGCUCUGAGACUAACAGCCUAGGAUCAAAUUCACAUCCCCAAAUUCUGACCAUUUCUCAUCACUGGACCCUUGAUGGUCUGGGAAACCCAGGAUGUCAUAGUUAGGGGUUAAGGAACAGGGGCUGUCUUUAUAUUCCCUUCUUAUGAGACCCUGAUGUAUGAAAUGUUCUUUGCUGGUUUCAGGUGGCUGGAGUCUGAUGAAGUCAGAGAUCCCUAGUGUAUACUCUCACCAAUGCACACACUUACUCCUCGGUGCUCUCAUCCACAGAUAUUUUAGCGAGCACUCUGAGUACCAGGCACUAUCAGGUGCCGAGGACACAAGGACGGAUUGGUCACUCUCUGUCCCCUUGGAGUUCAUACUUAACCAACCUCUGCCUUCAGUCCCUCUGCUGCAGGCAAUGAAUGACGCAGCCCAUCUCUUUAUGUGCUUGAGUUUGGCUUGGCUGGGUGACACAGAGGCUAGACAGCUAGAAGCAAAGACAAAAUCAUACCUCAGGGACUGUUGAGUGACGCACAACCAGAAAUGGGUCACUGCUGCAGCACUCCCAUCCUGCUGGCCCCAAUGGUCUUAGAAGUUAGAUGGGACUGUUAUGUCUCCACUAUUGCCAGAAUGAUCUCUCCUCUCCCUGCCGUUUUGUGUGAUUCACUCCAGCUUCAGAGCCCUAGAUGGGGUCUCUGAUCCCAAGUCCCACGUCCUUGCCCUGGCUGCCACAGAGGCGGGAGAAAGGAGAAUCUGGCCUUCUGUAUGGGACACCAACUCUGUCUCUGCAAGACUCACGUGGUAGGAACUCCCCAAAUGCAGUAAGAUGGUUCCAAUGACUAACGCCCCCUACGUUAAUAACAUACUUAGAUGAGUUUGUACUUAAUCACAACAACACCAACACACAAGAGAAGAGAAGAGGCACCCAUAUUUACAAGAUGUAUUAUCUAGUCUCAUCUCUGGCAGGGUCCGCAAAAUUUUUUGGAAAAGGGCCAGAUAGUAAAUGUUUGGGCUUUGUGUCUCUGUUGUAGCUAUUCGGCCCUGCUCUUGUAGCACAAAAGCAGCUGUGGCAAUAUGUAAACGAAUGAAUGUGGCUGUGUUCCAAUAAAACAUUUUUUAUGGACACAA